GACGAGGAGACUCCUCGCCGUCGCCAUCAUCUUUGCGCGCGCGAGUAGUCUGUCUAGGAGAUGGUGUUUGUGGCUCGUGCGUGCGCGUGGACAGGACACAAUUUUCAACUUUUCGCAUUCUUCUUCUAUUCUAAAAAAACGCGACGAGACGGAAGGGAAGAAAGAGUCAUCGACAAAAGACAGCCACAACAACCAUGGCCGCCACAAGCUCCUCGCUCGACGUCUCGAAGCGCGACGCAACAAUCAAUCUCGGUGCAGGGCCCUCGUCGCUGCCCACGGCCGUGCUGCUCGAGGCCGCGCAGGGCCUGCUCGACUUCCAGGGCACGGGCAUGGGCCUCACCGAGCUCUCGCACCGCUCGUCGACGUUCAAGGCCGUCGUCGACUCGGCCGAGGCGUCGCUGCGUGCGCUCCUCGACAUUCCCGACGACUAUGCCGUCCUGUUCACCCAGGGCGGCGGCACCGAGCAGUUCAGCGCCUCGGCCCUCAACAUGCUCUCGGCCCAUGCGAGCCGGCGUGGCCCGGCAGCGACUGCCACCCCGACACCAGCCAAGUGUGACUACAUCGUGACGGGCAGCUGGACGGCAAAGGCCGUCAAGGAGGCCAAGCGGCUCGGCGUCGCAGCCAACGUCGCUGUAGAUGCGCGCGAGCACAACGGCGGCAAGUUCGGCGUCGUUCCACCCGUGUCGGCGUGGAAGCUGUCGUCGGCAGCCUCGGCCGAGGAUGCGCCGGCGAUGCUCUACUACUGCGACAACGAGACCGUGGACGGCGUCGAGUUCCCUGCGCCGGGCUUCCCUAUCGACGAGCUGCCGGCUGACUACGCCGAGCGGGUGCCCCUCGUGGCCGACUGCAGCUCCAACAUCCUCAGCCGGCCCAUCGACGUGCGCCGCCACGCGCUCAUCUUCUUUGGCGCGCAGAAGAACGUGGGGCCGAGCGGCGUGACCGUCGUCAUUGUGCGCCGCAAUCUGAUCGCACACGACCCCGACGCGCCCGCCGUCCUUGCGCAGGGCGGGCCGCGGAUCCCCACGACACUCGUGUACAAGAACCUGGCAGACAAUGCGAGCCUGUACAACACGCCGCCAAUGUUCAGCAUCUACGUCGCCGGGCUCGUUUUUGCCGACCUGCUCAAGCACGGCGGCGUGGCUGGCGCCACGGAGCGCGCCGCCGCCAAGAGCGGCCUCGUCUAUGGCGCCAUUGCCGACUCGCAGGGCCUGUUCGUGCCCACCGUCACACAGGCGGCGGCGCGGAGCCGGAUGAAUGUCACGUUCCGCGUCGUCUCGGCCGAGGGCACGCCCGACGACGGCCUCGAGGCGCGCUUCGUCGCCGCCUGCGCCCAGCGCGGCAUCGUCCAGGUCAAGGGCCACCGCAGCGUCGGCGGCAUCCGCUGCAGCCUGUACAAUGCCGUCACGCUCGAGCAGACGGCUGUGCUGGUGGAUGUGAUGCGCGCAUUUAUUGCCGACGAACGCAGCCGCCGCUAG
Messenger RNA from Acaromyces ingoldii, 1475 nucleotides. RefSeq names its product phosphoserine aminotransferase. Gene Ontology annotation, biological process: L-serine biosynthetic process. NCBI's taxonomy places the organism in Eukaryota, Fungi, Basidiomycota, Exobasidiomycetes, Exobasidiales, Cryptobasidiaceae. The record is from RefSeq and is a predicted model, not a curated record. Gene Ontology annotation, cellular component: cytoplasm. The transcript has a single exon. The coding region runs from base 195 to 1475 and encodes 426 amino acids. Gene Ontology annotation, molecular function: O-phospho-L-serine:2-oxoglutarate transaminase activity; pyridoxal phosphate binding.